Prorocentrum cordatum is the source of this 2061-nucleotide messenger RNA. Lineage: Eukaryota; Dinophyceae; Prorocentrales; Prorocentraceae. The record is from the annotation of a GenBank genome assembly.
GUCCUCCCCUGCCGGGCCGACGUCGUGGCCGAGUUCGGGCUGUUCUGCGAGGCCGGGUGCCAGCAGGAGCUCGACGGAGGAGAGCUCAGGUGCAGGUGCGACCGGUGCCAGGCCUGGGCCGACUUCGUGGCCGGGCGCGGGGCGCCCGCACGGCUCGGGCCCCCCAGGCCACAGUACGAGGUGCUGACCCGCGAGUUCGCCGACGCGCUGGCGGGGUACCUGCGGUCGCGGCUGCGGCCGGGGGACCUGCUCCUGGAGGUGGGCGCGGGCGACGGCCGCCUCGGGCGGGCGCUGCGCGCGAGGCUGCCCGCGGAGCUGCGCGUGGCCGUCACCGACUCGGGCGCCCGCGGCCUCGACGCCGCCGGGCUGGUCGAGAGGCGGGACGCCGCGGAGGCCGUGGCGGCGCUCCGCCCCGCGGUGGUGCUGUGCUCGUGGAUGCCUCUGGGCCGCGACUGGACGGCCGCCUUCCGGGGCGCCCCGGGGCUGCGGGAGUACGUGCUCGUGGGGGAUCCCGGGAUCUGCGGGGCGCCCUGGGAGACGUGGGGCCACAGGCCCGGGGGAAGGAAGCGAGGCAUCUGCAACUUCCACUGCUCGUCCUGUGGAGCCCCUGGUCGCCACGGCCGGGUCCUCCCUCCCGCGGGGCAGCGCUGCCGCGCCGUGCGGCGCCUGAGCGCGAACUCGCUGCCGCGCGAUCUUGCUGCAGGCGGCCGGGCGGCCGCGGGGAGCCCGAGGGCCGACGGGUGGACCGCGGCGCCCCUGCCCGAGGUCUCCCGGCACCAGCUGGGCCGCACGGACGAGCGCUGGAGCUGCGCCUCGCGCAGCGUCGCGGUGUCCUUCCGCCGGGGCCCGCCGGCCGCGCCCGCGGCGGCGCCGCCGCAGCCUGCCGCCAAGAGGGCCCGGGCGUGCGGGGCGCGGCCGCAGGACCCCCCCCCGGACGGCGCGGCGGGCGCCGCGCCGGCCGGGGUGGCCGCCGGCGCCGGGCCUGGGCGCGGGCUGUGGCCCGACUCCGACGUCGCGUACUUCGGGAAGUACGACUCCGCCUUCGUCCACGAGGAGAUGCUCCGCGACGGCGCCCGCUGCGCCGCGUACGCGGCGGCCAUCAGGGCGCCCGGCUCGCUCGUGCGCGGGGGCGUCGUGAUCGACGUGGGUGCCGGGAGCGGCCUCCUGAGCUGCAUGUGCGCCCGCGCGGGCGCGAGGAAGGUCUUUGCGGUGGAGGCCAGCGCCCCCAGCGCGGCGCUCUGCCGAGAGCUGGUGCGCGCCAACGCCUGCGAGGGCAUCGUGGAGGUCGUGGAGGGCCGGCUCGAGGACGUCGAGCUCCCCGCCGGCACGCGGGCGGACGCCAUCGUCUCGGAGUGGAUGGGCUUCUUCCUGCUCUACGAGUCCAUGCUCGACUCCGUCCUUCUGGCCAGGGACCGCUGGCUGCGCCCCGGGGGGCAGAUGCUGCCCUCCCGCGCGAGGCUGUUCCUGUGCCCCUUCUGCGACGACGACUGGCGCGGGCGGCGCGCCGAACUGCUGCGCGACGUCUGCGGCGUCGACGCGUCGGCGCUGGCGCCGCGGCUCGCCCAGGAGGAGGCCGCGGAGCCGGGCAUCCAGGGCGUGGAGCCCGGGCAGCUGGUGGGCGAGCCGGCCUGCGUCCUAGAGCUCGACCUGUCCACUGCGACGGCGGCCGCCCACUGCACGCGGCUGGCGUGGACGGCGCCCCCGGGCCCCGGGCGCGCCGUGCACGGCUUCGCUGGCUGGUUCGACGUCACCUUCGAGCCCCGGGAGUGGCGCCCCGAGGCGCCUGCGGCAGAGCUCCGGGCGGGUGCCCCGCUCCUCCCCCGCGAGGAGCUGCUGGCCGCGCCGCUCGCCUCGCGCUUCGCGCGCGCGGGCGAGACCCUGUUCUACCUCCCGCCCGCCAGCCCGCCGCUGGCGCUGCUCCCGGGGGCCCAGCUCUCCGCGCGGGUGGAGCUCCGGAGGCCCCCGGAGAACCCCCGGUACCUGACCGGGCGCCCGGGCGCCGCCGCUGCCGGUGGCGCGGGUGCGGGGCACGUCGCGGGCCGCGUGCUACGGAGGGGCGCG